UAAAGCAUUUCUCUAUCUCUUUAAUAUAUAAGUUCCACUAACCUCUCUUCUCUUCACUUCAUUCACAUAAGUCAUAACCUUGAAAGAUGACGAGUCUCUACAGAAACACAUCCUCUUUUGUUUAUCUCCUGUUUUGUCUCUUCAUCACAUCUUCGUCUGCGGGUUCCUUUAUACGACAAUUCAGUGAUGACUUCAACACAAUUCAACAGCAGAAGGGAAAAGAUGGACCAACACCAAACCUGGAAAAAGGAAAUUACUUGCAUAAACAUAAUGAGAUCUCAUCAUCACUUGAUUAUAAAGUAUCAGCUUCAAACAUAGUGAAAGGUCUAACAGAAGUUCCUCCCUCGUCUUACUCUUUCAAGAUAGAGUCUUAUAACUCGUUCCUUAAAAUCCCCUACUUGGGAUUCGAAUCUCGUCCCUUUGCAGCUGGUGGAUACAACUGGGUACUUAAGGUACACCCUAACGGGCUCACGUGGGAUGGUACUUCAGGAUACGUUUCGCUUUACGUACUCUUACACGAAUCGACCCCCAUCACUGCAGAUCAAGUCGUUUACGCGGAUCUAAGGUUUUACAUCUUCAAUAACAACGAGAAGAAGUACUUUACCGUCCAAGAUACCAACGUAUGGAAAUUUACUGCACCCAAAAGGCUUUUGGGAUUCCCUAAGGUCAUGUCUGCAGAUCAAUUCGAAGACCUGCGAAACGGAUACAUCUACGAUAAUCACUGUGAGUUUGGUGUUGAUGUGACCGUUGCUUCUCACUACCAAAAAUCUGAAUCUUUAUUUGUCACUGAGAAAUUCGAUAACCCAAUAUUCACUUAUGCACUCCUGAGAUUCUCGACGCUGCUCAAAGAAAGUUACCAAUCCGAUGUGUUCUCCAUUGGAGGAAGAAGCAUGUAUUUACAAGUGUUUCCGAAUGGUCGUAAUCUUUCAAAGGGAAAAGCCAUGUCGCUGUAUCUUAACAUUAACGAUAAAUUCAAACCCUUUGAGAUGAUUUAUGUUCGAGCCAAGCUUCGAGUUCUUAACCAACGCAAACUCAAUAACGUCGAAAUACAAGUUAGUAAUUGGUACACUUCUUGGUUUUAUUACUCGGGCGACUUUCAGAUUAUCCCUCUAGCUGAUCUCAGAGAUUCAUCAAAGGGUUUUGUUGUGAAUGAUAUGUUGAAGGUUGAAGUUCAACUCGAGGGCAUUUCCUCAACCAAGUGGUACCCUAGUUAGAUUUCUCAAACUAUAGGAACUUGAAGCUCCAUGUUUUUCCUUUGUUACCAAACCACCUAAUAAUAAUAAAGGGUAAUUUGUGUUUGCAUUUUUUUUUACAUAUAUUUUCUUUCUCUAGCAAUAUUAAAUUAUCAUUCCUCUUCUAACGACCAUAUUAAGUUAUUAACUCUUGUCUCUUCAAGCAUAAUGGUUUUCACUCA
This is a messenger RNA of Arabidopsis thaliana (thale cress), 1414 nucleotides long. RefSeq names its product TRAF-like family protein. The record is from RefSeq and is marked reviewed. Lineage: Eukaryota; Viridiplantae; Streptophyta; Magnoliopsida; Brassicales; Brassicaceae. The transcript has 6 exons. Bases 87 to 1214 code for a protein of 375 amino acids.